Messenger RNA from Cladocopium goreaui, 1521 nucleotides. The record is from the annotation of a GenBank genome assembly. NCBI's taxonomy places the organism in Eukaryota, Dinophyceae, Suessiales, Symbiodiniaceae.
AUGAGCGGCAAAGACUUUGAGCGGCUGUUUCAAGAUUUUGAAGCAAGGACAGAAUAUUUGAAAUGCAGCCAUGCGGCUGCCUCAUCAGCAUCUGGCAGUCGGGUUGAAUUAUCCCAAAAGGUCAUUGACCAAUUUGUGGCAGGGUUGGGGGGCAUGAGUUUGAACGCUUCUCGGGCUCAGCGGCUGUUCACGUUGAUUUCCGGCAGCCCUUUCGAUGAAGGAAAGCAGUUGACUACCGCUAUCGAUGAAGCUGUCAACCGGGGACUAUCAGAUGACACUCCUAGUCAAACACCACGGAACACAGACAAAAGUGUCCAACAUGCCUUUUUCCAGCACUACCUGACCGAAAAAGAUUGGGAAACGUUGCAGGCCCCAGGGAUGGAUGUCAAUACCAAGAUCAGGGUCCUGGUGAAAAGGUGCCAAGCUUUGAGGAUGAGACACAUUUGUGAGGACACAGCACGGCGCAUCUGUUGUGUCUUAACUUUGUCGGGGGACAGCCGCAUGUGUGCAGCCCAAGUUGAUCCUUUUGAGUUUUAUGGCCUACUUGGGGACUUCAAGGUGAUGUUGAGGUUUGCUUGGAAGAACAGUUCCGUCGAACCUGUUACUUUGAAAUCAUUUCCAGCAGAUCCUACAAAACUCAAACCGGAUUUGUUCUCCAGUGCAUAUCAUCGUGAUGAACCACCAGUCCGGAGUAAGCUUGAUGAAGGGAUUCUGUUAGAAAUGGUGUCUACACUUCCAGCUCGGAACACCCAUGGGACUUUGAAAGGGGGUUGUGCUAGUGGCUCCAAGAAUCAAGCUACCAUGACCCUUAACAAGUUGAACUCGUUUUUGCAGCGCCUUGAAGGGUUUGGAGGGCAAGACUAUCGGGCGAGGAGGGGUUCUACACGUAUCAAGAUGUUGAAGGGGCAUGAUGAAGAGGAAUUUGAAGAACAGCAUCCUACGCGUCGGCGGAAACCUGAACCUUUGCAGAUCGAGUAUACCCCUAGAGAAGGAAGCAGCACACCUGCCGAACCUCCGGUACCGAGCCAAAAGACGACCGAACCAGCACCUGCAAUGCCUGAUAUGCCUGAUGAGAAGUCAAAAUCGAAAAAGGGUGAAGAAGCGACAAAAAAGGCAUCGAUUUGCGAUAUGGCAAGCUCCAUGCUCAAAGUGCUUGGUGAAGAGGGUUUGUCGAAGGAUUUAGAGUUGCCCAAGAAGGGAUCCCAACCGAAAUCCAAAAGUCUUCCAAAGCCAAAGUCCAAGACUGGGUUGAAGAUUACCAAGUGCAGUGCAGCUACCAAACCCAAGCCGCAGCCUACUAUCUCGUGUUCGAAGAACAAGCCACCGGGGUUUCCAGGAACCAAGAGACAGCCACCAAUUCGUUGGGGAUCUUGCACAAUCUACACAUCAGACACCAAAUGGCGUGUCAAGUUGAAUGCAGGGGACCGUUUGGAUGUACCUAAGCCAUUUACUGACCAACCCAAAAAGGGCUGGCAGGAAGUCAUCAAGCUCUGCAAAGAGAGGGGCACUUUUGAGAAAUGA